Messenger RNA from Heterostelium album PN500, 282 nucleotides. RefSeq lists its product as uncharacterized. The transcript has 2 exons. The record is from RefSeq and is a predicted model, not a curated record. The coding region runs from base 1 to 282 and encodes 93 amino acids. Lineage: Eukaryota; Evosea; Eumycetozoa; Acytosteliales; Acytosteliaceae.
AUGACUUUCAUUUCUUAUUCUCAAUCUACUAUUGUCAUCCGUGACUCAAGAUUCUCAUCUUACUCUUCUUCGGUUGAAUCAAAUUUGUCAAAACAUGACUACCAUUCUAAUUGUGGUAUUUCAUCUGGAUGCUUACCAUGUAUUGAGUUAGAGGAAAUGCGAAACGCAAGAGAUGAUAUUCCAAUUGCAAAGCUGGCACAAUUGAAAGAUGAGUUACUGAUUCCAGAGGCUGGUGGUCUCAUCUGCGCCAAACCUUUAAACUAUCGAGGAAUUAUUCAUUAG